GCGCUGGGGCCGCCUGCUCGCUCCCUCACUCGCUCGCUCCCUCCCUCCGCCGGUGGGUUAGUCAGUCAGUCAGUCCGCCCGCCAGCAGCCCGCGGGCCAGCGAGCCGCAGAGGGCCGAGCCUCGGACGCCGGCGCCUCCUUCUGCCAUUGUUCGUCUGGCGGCUGCAGAGGCGGGCGCGGGAGCCCGGGCCCCGGAGCCAGCGCAACGUCAUGACAACAGAGAAGAGUUUAGUGGCUGAGGCUGAAAAUCCACAGCAGCAACAACAGAAAGAAGAGGGUGAGGGAGCCACAAACUCGGGUCAACAGGAAACUCAGCUGGAAGAGGCUUCUCAAGCAGCAGCCGAGGGAGAUAAUCAGUGUGAGCAGAAGCUGAAAACAUCUAAUGGAGACACUCCAACACAUGAAGAUUUGACCAAGAACAAGGAGCGGACAUCAGAAAACAGGGGCCUGUCACGGCUGUUCUCCUCAUUUCUCAAAAGGCCUAAAUCUCAGGUCUCUGAGGAAGAAGGCAAAGAAGUAGAGUCAGCAAAAGAGAAAGGUGAAGGUCAUAAAGAGGUAGAAUUUGGAGCCAGUCUUGACGAAGAGAUCAUUUUAAAGGCCCCGAUUGCAGCUCCUGAGCCUGAGCUCAAAACAGACCCAUCCUUGGAUCUUCAUUCAUUAAGCAGUGCAGAAACACAGCCUGCUCAGGAAGAACACAGAGAAGAUCCUGAUUUUCAGACUGAGGAAGGAGGAGGACUUGAAGACUGCUCUAAAAUAGAAGUAAAAGAAGAAAGUCCUGAAUCAAUAGCAGAAAGAGAAUUAAAAGCUUCCCAGAAAUCGAUCAGAAGACACAGAAACAUGCAUUGCAAGGUUUCUUUGUUGGAUGACACAGUUUAUGAAUGUGUUGUGGAGAAACAUGCUAAGGGACAAGAUUUACUUAAACGAGUAUGUGAACACCUCAAUCUUUUGGAAGAAGACUACUUUGGUCUAGCCAUUUGGGAUAAUGCAACCUCUAAGACAUGGCUGGAUUCUGCCAAAGAAAUAAAAAAGCAGGUUCGUGGUGUCCCUUGGAAUUUCACAUUUAAUGUAAAGUUUUAUCCACCUGACCCAGCACAGUUAACAGAAGAUAUAACAAGGUAUUAUUUAUGUCUUCAACUUCGGCAGGACAUAGUUGCAGGACGUCUGCCCUGUUCAUUUGCAACCUUAGCAUUAUUAGGUUCUUAUACCAUCCAGUCUGAGCUGGGAGACUAUGACCCAGAACUCCAUGGUGCAGAUUAUGUUAGUGAUUUUAAACUGGCCCCAAAUCAGACCAAGGAACUUGAAGAGAAGGUCAUGGAACUGCAUAAGUCAUACAGGUCCAUGACUCCAGCUCAGGCUGACCUGGAAUUUCUUGAGAAUGCCAAAAAGUUGUCUAUGUAUGGUGUUGACCUUCAUAAAGCAAAGGACUUGGAGGGAGUGGAUAUCAUCCUAGGUGUCUGCUCUGGUGGCCUUCUGGUUUACAAAGAUAAGCUGAGAAUUAACCGCUUUCCUUGGCCCAAAGUGCUGAAGAUUUCUUACAAACGUAGCAGCUUUUUCAUUAAGAUUCGGCCUGGAGAGCAAGAACAGUAUGAAAGUACCAUCGGAUUCAAACUUCCCAGUUACCGAGCAGCUAAGAAAUUAUGGAAAGUCUGUGUAGAGCAUCACACAUUUUUCAGACUGACAUCUACAGACACCAUUCCUAAAAGCAAAUUUCUUGCCCUGGGAUCCAAAUUUCGAUACAGUGGCCGAACUCAGGCUCAGACCAGGCAAGCUAGUGCUCUGAUUGACAGGCCUGCCCCACACUUUGAGCGUACAGCAAGCAAACGGGCAUCCCGAAGCCUUGAUGGAGCAGCAGCCGUUGAUUCAGCAGACCGAAGUCCUCGGCCCACCUCUGCACCAGCCAUUGCUCAGAGUCAGGCCGCAGAAGACAGCGUCCCAGGUGCACCUGUUAAAAAAGCAGUGGUUUCUGAAGCACCGAAGGAAACAGUGCAGGUUGAAGUGAAAAAGGAAGAAGUGCCACCUGAGCAACCUGAGCCAGAGUUCACAGAAGUGUGGAAGGUGGAAAAAACCCACAUCGAGGUCACAGUACCCACCUCAAAUGGUGACCAAACACAGAAAAAGAGAGAGAGACUAGAUGGUGAAAACAUUUAUAUCAGACAUAGCAAUUUAAUGUUGGAGGAUUUAGACAAAAGUCAAGAAGAGAUCAAAAAACAUCAUGCCAGCAUCAGUGAGCUGAAAAAGAACUUCAUGGAAUCUGUACCAGAACCACGGCCUAGUGAAUGGGAUAAACGCUUAUCCACUCACUCUCCCUUUCGAACAGUUAACAUCAAUGGGCAAAUCCCUACAGGAGAAGGAGUGAAGAAAACCUCUGUCCUUCCCUCGGAAAGAAAGGUUGGUGGGCCAGAGAAUAUAAAUGGCAUUCGCACAGAGGAGGUGGCUGCCAUGACCAAGGGGCCAUCUACCAACCCUGACUCUGAAUGGGAGGGCCCCAAGCAUUCAGUAAUUCCUAGUAAGAGCCAAAUGACUACCCCGUUGGAGUCUCCACAAAACUUUGACUUUGGCUCCCUCUCCAUAAGCAGCAAGGAGACAGAAGAGAAGGAGCAGGGGGCAACUGGCUAUCUUGAUAUUAAGGAAAUGUCGAGAGGUCCAAGUGGGGAAUGUGUAGGAGUGGAGGAACAGGCCAGUGCCUUAAAGUCCUCAAUAUCACCAGCUUCCUCUCAGCUGCAACUUGCUGAAAAAAAAGCAGAGAGUAGUGAAGAACAUGUUAUACCAGGAGAGCCUGUUGGAGAGCAAAAUGGAUCAUUUCUUGACUCUCGUGUGGGUAACCAGUUCCCCACCCUCAUUCGAAGUUUCCAGCCUCCCCUAGUGAAGACUCAGACCGUCACCAUCUCAGACACUGCCAAUGCUGUGAAAAGUGAAAUUCCAACCAAAGACGUCCCUAUAGUCCACACCGAGACCAAGACCAUCACUUAUGAGGCUGCCCAGACUGACGACAGCAACGGGGACUUGGACCCAGGAGUCUUGCUGACAGCUCAGACCAUCACAUCUGAGACCACCAGCAGCACCACCACAACUCAAAUUACCAAGACUGUAAAAGGUGGGAUUUCAGAGACCCGGAUUGAAAAGAGAAUUGUGAUCACAGGAGAUGCCGAUAUUGACCAUGAUCAGGUCCUCGUACAGGCCAUCAAGGAGGCAAAGGAGCAGCACCCAGACAUGUCAGUGACCAAGGUGGUCGUCCAUCAGGAAACCGAAAUCUCUGAGGAGUGAGCUCAGGAACUGUCCUACCCUCCCCCCUCCCCCGACUCCCUGCCCAUCUCCCAUCCCAGAGAAAACCAGCAGAAUGAUAAAGAAGCUAACCUGCAAUAGUCAGACUUCAGACUUUUAAGAUGAUUGAUUCUAAACCACCAGAAAAGCAAUUUCAUUUUCUAUUUGGAGUUUAUACCAAGAAAGUCUUCUAGAUAUCACUGAUCCUUUUGAAUACAUUUUUCUAUAUUGUGAUACCAGAAAUUGUUCAACUUUUCACUCUUUGGACUGUUUUUAAAGAGUCUUUUGUUUUUUUAUGGGGUGGUUUGUAACCCCUUCAGCCGAGCCUCUCCCCAUUUAUACUGACAGGGUCCACAGCAUUCUUCGGGAAAUCCUCCAAUGACCCUGUCAGCUGUGUUGGGGGACAAAGCCAGCUUAAUGGCGCUUCCCUGCUCCUCCCCUAGUUUAUACCCUUUAGAUGGCAGCAGAAACUUCAUAAACCAGCCCUUUCUCAGAGCCAGUGACGUAACUUUAUCAGAAUGUCAGGCAGGGCGGCUGCCCUGAUCCAGAGACCCCAGGAAGAUGUCCCUGUCCCUUUGCUGAGGGUGGUUUGGUGAGGCAGAGGCCUCUGCUAAGAAUGUAGAAUUGUUUUCCUUCCUCUCUCCUAUUCUUUCUUUUUGGAGCUUCUUUAGAUCAAAGACAUAAGAAGUUGCUUCAGAUAUAUCUGAUACUGUGAAUGUUUGAACAUAUCCGUGGCCUUCACCUUCCUGCCCUCCCUCCCCUUUUACCUCAUCAGAAGCAGUGGCUCUGCUAAGUGCUCCCCCCACCUCCCAUCUCAGGAGAGACCAAAACUCACAGAAAAAUAGGCACUUUGGGCCAAAAGCACUGACCGCACAUUUUUAGCGGUGAUUUGGACAAAGAAAGUUGACGAGAUGUUUUUAAAGGUUUUCUAGUUCUGGGAAUGUGCACUUCACACAGGGGAGUGGUGGGGUUUACCUCAGUUGGAUCCUGCUAAGAAGUAUUUCCAGGAGACCAUCCCUGAGCCUCUCUCUUUAAUCCUGGGGUGAGAGAGGAUGUGACUGAGAGAGGAGGCGAUCAUGGUACAGACCGGCCCCUGCCUGCAGAUACCCUAAUGGAGCGUGGGAAUUGGCUUUUAGGGGCCACCCUCCCCACAAAACCCCACUUGACAAGGGGUACAAACACCAGCUCUACUCAUCCCCACUUGCCAUCUGAGGUCUGUCAGGUUUUGUGGCUUGAUGUUUGUGGUGGGUUUGGGUUAAUUUUUUGUUUUUGUUUUUGAAAAUGAGGACUGAUGUCCCCAAUUCCACUAUUCCUGGUAAAGAUUAGGGGACAUUUUUAUUCAGUAGGGCUUCUCUGAUCUUCCAGCUUGCUUCCCACAAACAGGUCUACCUACAAGUUCUUAGAAUCCUAAUUCUAGGACAGAAAGUGAGCUUCCUGAGGUGGACAGCGGGUCACAGUCAGCAGUCGCUGGGGGCUCCAGGGCGGUGAGCAGGAGAGAAGUCUACAGCCUCUCCUCCCGGCAGUGGGAGCCAGCAGCACGUGUCCGGAGUCUCUGCUGGCUGAGCUUUGUUUAGACAAACUCAGUUGGUUUGAGCUGAUUUCACGAGUGUGCGUUUUUCUCUUAGUACUUACUUGAGACUGUUACUAACCAACAGGUAGCUCUCUCUGGGCAGGGACAGGAAGCGCUCAGGUGGGAUAUGUGACAGGCUGCGGGGGAAGGAGAGUGCCCUGUCUCAGGGACAGACAGCCUGGGGCAUAGGGUCUGGAACGAUGGGGCUUUCCAGGCCGUGCCCAAGCCCGAGCUUUGUUGCCCAGAGCGGUGGGUGGUGAGGUUGGAAAUCCAGCUCACAUCAAAUAGGCAUGCGACGUGAGCUCACUUGCCAAUGGCCAGCUGUCCUGCUGGAAGAGCUGCGCUGGAGCUCGCAGAGCUGCAACCUGUGGAAUGAAGAUGGGAAAAGGAAGAGGGCACAGCAUGCAUGUCAGGAGCCUGGCACACUGAGUAUUCUGUGCCAUCCAGGUCAGUGUGGCCACUUUCACUGCCUAGGACCACAAAUCAGGGGCCUGAACUUCCCCUCAAUCUGUCACCAACUCACUUCACCCUGCUUCCUUGUCUAUAAAUUGGACCAGAAGAUCUCCAAUGCCCUUCAGGCGCUGAGAAGCCAUGAUUUGGACAAGCCAACACGAGGGGUAUCCUCCCAAGCCUCUUUCCCUUUCCUCCCUCUCUGGUUACAGAACUUGGGGUUUGGCAAUUGUUUGGAUCUUUUUUUUUCUUCCUGCAACUGUGUGUGUGCGUGUGUGUGAAGAAAAACAGACUGUCCAGGUCGAAAUGGUGAAGAGGGGAGAAGAGUUCAUGUCCAGUGUCAACAACUUGGCAGUUUUCCUAAAGUGACUCAGACACAGCACAGUAACAACUCUCACUGCAAUUUUAUUUUUAAUCUCACUUCAGAAACAAAGAUUUCUUCCAAGCCACGUGAGGUCUCUUGCCACCCACCUACCCAACCCACCCACAAAGCAGGACCUGAAUUUAUCCGCUGAAGGCCCACAGAGCCUGGCUGCAGGGACCUGUCAGGGAACCUCUGCCCGCCCCCAGCCCCCCACCGUGUGUUCUGCGGGGCAGCUGAGGGUGAGGGAGCAACAGUCCACCUUGGGAAAUGGAGCCGGGGCUAUGGCCUGACCAACACCAAGGAAGGCUCAUGGGAAAUACCUGUCCAGGAUCUUAGCCCCAGGCUGGUUGGUUUUACAGAUCUCUCUCAAAUGUUUUAUUUUGGUGACAAAAAUGAAGGAGCUUUGUAAAUUAAAAAAAAAAAAAAGAAUCAUAUCAAGUAGUUGUUUACAUUUCUUGACAAAAUAGGAACUAUGCCAGCCGAAUCAAAUUGGCAAAAUCCUUAGAUUAAAUAGGCAAUAAUUAGGUCUGCCGUUUUGGCCUUUUGUAGUUAGAGAAGUGGUGGUAGUGUUUAGAUACUGUUUGGUCUUGCUUCUUCUUGUAUUGCAUU
This is a messenger RNA of Eubalaena glacialis (North Atlantic right whale), 6254 nucleotides long. It is a transcript of the gene EPB41, whose product is annotated as erythrocyte membrane protein band 4.1. NCBI's taxonomy places the organism in Eukaryota, Metazoa, Chordata, Mammalia, Artiodactyla, Balaenidae. The transcript is spliced from 22 exons. The coding region runs from base 211 to 3264 and encodes 1017 amino acids. Gene Ontology annotation, biological process: cortical actin cytoskeleton organization. The record is from RefSeq and is a predicted model, not a curated record. Gene Ontology annotation, cellular component: cytoskeleton; plasma membrane. Gene Ontology annotation, molecular function: structural molecule activity; actin binding.